Paramuricea clavata is the source of this 20945-nucleotide messenger RNA. Lineage: Eukaryota; Metazoa; Cnidaria; Anthozoa; Malacalcyonacea; Plexauridae. The record is from the annotation of a GenBank genome assembly.
CAAGUAAGUUGGGCAUUAAUUUUAGUAUUAUGACCGUUGGUUUAUUGGUUAUCAUUUAAUAUAUCAUUGUGGUUCGAAAUUUCGUUAAUUAAAAUUAUAGUUAUUAAAGUGCUAAAUUUAAUAGUAAAUAAUCUAUAAUUUCCUAGCAAGCUUUUUAGUUUCUCUUUGUUUCAUAUCAAUGUUUAUAUUAAAUUAAAUUAAGAAUUGAAUACAAGGACUGCUGCUUGCAAACAAAUUCGAACCUAAUUGAUAAUGUCAUGAUUCAUGAAAACAGCUAAAAAUUACAAAAUAUGUGAAGAAGCUAGUCAUAGCAAGUUAGCAACUGAUACUGUGAAGAUUUAGGAAACAAUGCAGUUCUAUACACACUAUGCAUAAUGCCUCAAAUUAUACAAUUUGGCAUCUGGCUACCAGCCUCGUUUUGAUGCAACUUGUUUCCAGGUCCCAAGUUUGUGCAUAUCAUGUAUGUAUUGUAGAAUAUAGAAUAAAACACUUUUCUAGGCCUGCUACUUCAAGUACUGCAUACUUGCUUUGCAUAAUGCACAAACAAAGCAAAAUACAUAGUGUGUAUACAAUAUCCAGAUUUUUCCUUAACUCGCCUUAUCUCGCCUUAACUCGCAAGGGUCAGUAGCCAGAUUUUUCCUUAACUUGCCCUAUCUCGCCUUAACUCGCAUAGGCUCGCCUUAUCUCGCGGCGAGUUAAGGUCCCAGAGCAGGCCUUAUUAAAAUUCAUGCAGCAGCUACUAGAAUUCGCGCAGCGCUGGGUGCGCAAAAUUGCAAAAAGUCGUUUGUGGUAGCUAUAGUAAAUAUAAAAUUUAUGCUACAAGGAUCAAGGUAAUAAAUGGGAAAUGAACUAGCUAUUUUAAAACUGUAAUGUAUGAUGAUUCUUUUGAGAUAACAAUGAGAAGAUGAAGCGAACGAAGAAGAAAAAUUCCAGUCGGCGGCCAAAAAGGCCGUUUCUGGCGUGAAGUUUAAAUUGCCCUGUUAGUACAUUUAAAAUGCACGUAGUAGCCUAUAAUAUGUGCGUGGAACGCAUAUUACCUCGCCCUCGACGUUUUACCCUCGCCCUCGACAUUUAACCCUCGACACUCGACCAACAGAUAAACUCCACACGACAUAUAGGGACACUCAAGGUUGCACUAAUUGCAGUAGGGUUGAAAAGUUGCCAAUGAUAAAGUGGUGAUUUCUGCCUUCUGCUUUUUGUUGUCAAAUUAUUGAUUUUCUUUGGAUAAAUCUACCGUAUCUACCGCUGAAACUGUUCUAUACGAACUCUCUUGCUCCCCAUUUCCUUUGUCUAUUACACCAUAGCCAAUCUCGUUCCCCGAGCCUGCGAUCCUCGGGAAGGAAACGAAGGCUCUGGGAUAAUCUGUUGCCGAAAGCCAGGAAUUCUGGCUAAGAUUGAAAUGCACAUUCCAUAUCAAUGGCCAAUCAGAUUCCUCCCUGAAACGGAUUAUCCCAGAGCCUUCGUUUCCUUCCCAAGGACCGCAGGCCCAGGUAACGAGAUUGCACCAUAGCGCGCAUGUCAUCAUUUUCAGGUCAGUGUGAACGCCUGAGUAGGCGUCUUGUUACACCAUAAACGCAUGCGACUCGUUCUCUAUUUCUUAAAUAAAAACGUUUCUUCUGUUGAAAUUAUGCAUUACGAAAUACAGUGUUGACAAGAAGCAAUAUUAUUCACAUUUGCUGUACGGAAGCCAUUUCACUUCUGACUAUUACGAACGGGGCACCUUAAUCAGGUGAUUGACUGAAUUAUUUCUGAAAAGUUGCAUUCAAGGAAUUUAUAACUAUAUUUAUUAGUACCUGAGUAAUUACCAACAUUCAAAAUGUAGACUUCACUUUCAUUUCCCACAGAAAAUGAUUCAUAAACUGCAUAAGCUGUCUCUCUCUCAAAACUUUGGAGAUCAACUCUCAGUACAUUCUGCCCACUGGCUGAGAGGCGAUGAAUUUUGUCCAAACCAAGCCAAAACUCACCAGACAAAUUGCCAAAUCCAGUUGUGUAGUCAGCCCAGUUUCUGUAAAACUCCUCAGAGCCAUCUACACGACUUUGGAAUAUAGUCCAGCCCCUCCCUGGAGUGGUUUCCAUAUCACAACGAACACGAAAAGCUCCAUGGCCGUCUGGGUCGAUUGUAUAUACCCCGGUGGUUGUCUUGCCUGAUUUGUAGAGUUCAUUACAACAUUUUGCUGAAGAAAAAAAGUAUAUUAAAUAUACUAAACUCCUAACCUCAACGUAACCGUAACCGAAACGAAAUCUCAACCAAACCUCAACCUAACUUCAAUGUAACUUCAACUUAACUUAAAACCAAAUUUCACCUCACCUUAGCCUCAAUCUUACCUCAACCUAACUUCAACCUAACCUCGAACCAUUACCCUGUUAAUUGCAAUAAAUGUGUUUGAAGUUAUCAUACCAUAAUGUACUGGUUCUUGUUUUUGAAUUUCCUGCAAUUAGAAAAUAUAUUUAAUUUUCGCAUUGUGAAGUCAUAUACCACAGAAAUAUUAAAUAAUUUGAAAUUUGAAAAAUAUCUAGAGAAACCAUUGUUUAAAAAUGUAAUUUCGACGUUGCUGCGAAUACCUAAACAAAACUCAAAGGACAAAAUUGUAGUCAACUAGGUAUUUAAUAACACAAACGUUUUAUACCCUAACACAUCGAUAUUCAUUAAUCUUUUAAUUAGAUUCACACAAUAAUUUUGCAUAUCUUUAUCUCAUUCAAUGACAUUAAAAUGACAGCUUUCAACCCAAGACAACUAUGUAGCGUAUAGUUUUUGUAUUAAUGGCGUUGUAGUAGUCCAGCACAUGAUGACAAAAAUACUUGCGCGGCAAUGUUUAUCUGCCGUGCGGGGAUUUUUGGAUGAUGGCAACUUGACAACAAAACGAGAUGGCAAGAUGGCAACUUGACAAAAAAAAAAAAAAAUUGUUUCGCAAUUAUUGGUACGCAAUUAUUAAAAAUUUGGGAAUGGCACGCUUGACGUUUUCAUCAGUGGAUGGGUGGGUGUGUCAGCACCAACACGUCAAUUUGAUGUUUUGCAUCACAACAUUAAUAUGGACGUGCCCCUCAAUAGUCUAGGACAUGUAUAUGAGUUUGUAUGCGUUUAAUUUAGCAGGUAAUGUCAAUUGUUUUAUGGUAAAAUGACCAUGGCGGUCAACAUGGCAUAUAUGCCAAAAGCUGAAUCUGGGACGAAAGUCCUGAAAAUGACCUCGCCCUGAAAUGGCAGUGUCGACAUAGCUCUAACUUCAGAAAACAAAAAGCGAUAGUCUUUCUGAAGUGCUUCUAGUGUUCAGAAGGAUUGCUUUUAGGGGUGGUCAUUGGAAGAAAAAAAUUGUUAAAGUAUAAUAUUUUACAAGAAAAUGACCAUGCACCACCAGCGGUAAAUUGCUAAUUAUGCAUAAAAUAACUAAUACGGCAGAAAUUAAAUAUUCUUAUUUCCUAAAAACAAAUUAUCAUGGGGUGAAAAACUAUGCUUAAUUUAAUAUAAAUAUUGUUGAUUGCGUAAGGAUUAUCAUUGUUUUCUUUAAAUAUAAUACGUUUUAUUUCACUUACUCCCCACGAAAACCCGAUUUCAGCCAUAUUUUGCAGUCUUGUUUGCUUUUUAUCGCCGAAUCUCGAAAAAAUCAUCCAGUUGUUGUACUUUUACAUAAUCACAAAUGGCUGAAGAAGAUUUCAAAGAAGGUUUCAUCCACUUGAAACAGUGCAGUGUAUUUUAUCUUCGAUAUUGUGUCCUUGGAUAUUUCGUCAAAUUGCCGCAAUUUUAAUGGCUCGUCGCUUCUCUGCCCGAUAAAUGCCACUUCUUCGUUUUCAUAUGUAUUUAGAUUACAUUAUCCAAGAGUACUACAUUGUAGAAUAGUCCCAAUCCAAAAAUUGGAAACAUUAUUUGUACUUGGGAGGAAAAAACCUCCCACUACAGUUGUCCUGUUAGAAUUCAAAAGAAAUAAUUUAAAAGUCACGCGCAAGUUCGCGAAAACACCUCGUGGGUUACUUAACAGGGGGAUGAAUAUUUUCACGAAACGUUUGUUCGCCACCACAGGCCACAGCAACCUAACUAAGUACAUUAUAUUUAUUGUAUAUUUGUGAUUUAUGAUAAAAACAAUAAAUGUUUGCGUAUUUUUAACAUCAAUUAUAAAAAUACAAAAAAAUAAUCUAUUUAGCUAGGUUACUGUAGUGGCGAACAAACGUUCCGUGAAAAUAUUCACCCCCUGUCAUGUAGUCCAAGAGGUGUUUUCGCGAACUUGCGUGUGACUUUUAAAUUAUUUCUUUUGAAUUCUAACAGGACAACUGUACUGGGAGGUUUUUUCCUCCCAAGUACAAAUAAUAUUUCCAAUUUUUGGAUUUAGACUAUCCUACAAUGAAGUACUCUUAGAUAAUGUAAUCUAAAUACAUGAAAACGAAGAAGUGGCAUUUCUUGGGCAGACAAGCGGCCAGCCAUUAAAAUGGCGGCAAUUUGACGAAAUAUCGAAGGACACAAUAUCGAAGGUAAAAUACACUGCACUGUUUCAAAAGUGGAUGAAACCUUUCUUGAAAUCUUAUUCAGCCAUUUAUCAUUUUAUUUGAAAUCUUAUUCAGCCAUGAUUAUGUAAAAGUACAACAACUGGAUGAUAUUUGCGAGAUUCGGCGAUAAAAAGCAAACAAGACGGCACAAUAUGGCUGAAAUCAUGUUUUCGUGGGGGGCGGGGGGUAAGUGAAAUAAAAUGUAUUAUAUUUAAAGAAAACAAUGACAAUCCUUAUGAUAUCAACGAUAUUUAUAUUAAAUUGAGCAUAGUUUUUCACCCCAUGAUAAUUUUUUUUAGGAAAUAAGAAUAUUUAAUUUCUGCCAGGCAUAUUACCUAUUUUAUGCAUAAUUCGCCAUUUACCUGGGGUGGUGCAUGGUCAUUUUCUUGUAAAAUAUUAUACUUAAACAAAUUUUUUCUUCCGAUGACCACCCCUAAAAGCAACCCUUCUGAACACUAUAAGCACUUCAGAAAGACUAUCGCUUUUUGUUUUCUGAAGUUAGAGCUAUGUCGACACUGCAGUUUCAGGGCGGUGUCAUUUUCAGGACUUUCGUCCCGAAUUCAGCUUUUGGCACAUAUGCCAUGUUGACCGCCAUGGUCUGAUGGUCAUUUUACCCUUAAACAGUAAAGUUGAGAUUACCUGUGCUAAAUGAAACGCAUACAAACUCAUAUACAUGCCUUCGACUAUAACAAAAACUCUUGUCUAAUGCUUGUGGUUGCUUGUCUAACGCUUAUGAUUCACUGUAUUGAUAAAUUCAAAAUGUGCCGUGAAUUUAUCAUAAUGAUAAAUUCGGACGUGUUUAACAAUUGGUCAUAUAGUAAAUUCAAAGAUGGAGCUCAUGUUGAGUAUGCACACGAUUGAACACGUGCACGCUCAAAUUAUACUUCAGUGAGCCAUCCAAUAUUUCGCCCUGCAAUUUUGCGAAGGAUUUGCGUUGCAAAAACGUGGAUACAUGAUCGACGAACGGCACAAAAAAAUUAUUGCUUGCAUAUAUUACUUUCUUUUUCAUGCUUACAGAAAAUCUUUAAAAAAUACCUUUUUCAGCGGUUCAUAAUAAUCAUAGUUUUUAUCAGCCUGCAAAUUCUGAGAGUAUUUUGUUUUCGUGGCGUUGUUGAGCUGACAGUUGUUAGAAGGAUGUUGAUGUUUUCUUGCUUUGUAAUUGAUUGAUUUGCAGUCAGAAGGUUUUCCGAGACAGUACAGAGAACAUUCCACGACAUUUAGUGUGUUGUAUUCACUGACUACAUGGUCGCGUAGACGGCAACCUACAGAAAAUUUAAUUUUUAGAAAGUAUCAAAGGUGCACCUAUAAAAUGGGGAGAAAACUUUUACAUUUCCCUCAAUCGCGUGUCAAAAGUGUGAACAGCGCAUGAUUUUCUCUGUGUUGAAAGUGUUCCAUGCAAUAAAGGUGGAACAUCGAUUUUUAUACAUAGAACUGAUCCACAAUCGUGGACAUAACUUGUUAAUAAAAUUUUAAUUUGCCUCUGUGAGAGUUUAAAUUGUAGUUUAAUUCCUGUAGUUUGUCUAAAACACUGACCCCCCCCCCCUCCCCCAACACAAUGUUGUUGAACUACGCUUAAAAUGAGUGGAAAAUCAUAGCAGCAUUGAGUGGGGGAGUGGACGGGGGCUAUAUGAAGUUAUUUGAUUGUAUAUUCCUAAAAUGUCGAUUGAUUUUAUUAACACUUUUGGCCGUGAUUGUCUCCAAUAAAUUGCAGUUUUCUCCUUUAAAGUGUAUAUGAAAUGAAAAUUUCGAUAUCGGGUUUUUUGCAUUUUCUGAACAUUUGGUCUUUUGCGAUCAUAAAAAUACAAACCUUGUUGAAAAAUUCGAACCAGAAGUUUGUUAAUUUUACGAUUAAAGUUCGCUUUUUCGACUCGAUACUAGCGAAAGACUGGUACCUAGAGUUCCGGGCCUUGUGACGUAUGCAGUAUGACACGCAGAAGUGUUUCACUACACGAAAACAACAAAAUAACACGAACAUCAGACAGUUGCCUUUAUAUUUCGCUAUAAAAAUGUGCGAUAACGAAAGCUUUGAAUCACAGACAGAGACAGAAGGGUCAACAUGCAGAUAAUGAGGACAUCGCUGUUGUUCAGCCAUAUCAAUUUGAGCUAGUCGCAUAUAGUGACUACGAGGAAGACCAAACGGACGAAGACGGCAUUCUUCAUGAUACUCUUGAGGCGAGAUUUAAUAAAAAUGUAGCUGUUAAUUCAUGGUAAGUAAAGUUAUAAAAGUAAUAUUAUAUUAACCCGUUCCUCGACUAUUUAUUACCCUGUUUCGUCUGAUAUGCGAGUUUAUUUUAAGGUGCUCAUGUGGACAUUGUAGCGACGAAUUAUUGCAGGACGCUAGAGAAUAUAGAUGCUAUAAGGAAAUUUUGGAGUGCAUUGACAAAUUUACGUUCGAGGACAAGGACGCAGAAUGCAUCACACAGCAGUGGGAUUAUGCACUAAGUUGAAAAGUUGAAAAUGUUCUCGAGUGUGUAUUUCAUAAUUUCCAUACCCAGCGCAACUGGCCAAGCAGAAAGAUAUUGUCUGGCGUGGCUGGGUCUUGAACCCGCGACCUUCGAAUUACUAGAUCGACGCUCUACCAACUGAGCUACACGGUCAGACGGAUAAGACUGGAAAUUAUGAACUAUAUAUACUGAAUGUCAUAGACAUACUCGUUUAUAUUAAUUCAGCAUCGAACCAUACUAGUUCUGCAAGUGUUAUGUUAGCCUAUAUGUUGUAAUAUGAUAAUUAGUCGUCACCCAUCGAACAGUAGCCUACUAGAGACGCAGGGGCUUUUCUCUGAUAUAAAGUCAGGGAAAAAGUAUCAUAAACCAACAAGCAGAACCCAAGAUAAUUAAAUAUCACUAUUUCUUGUAUAUAUUUGUAUUCUAAACGAUAUCUUGUAUUCUUUGUUAUACAGUAUGUCUAUAAUUUAUCUUUUUAUAUGUAUAUAUUAGAAUAAAGUAUACUAAUGGGUAAUAACAGUGACUUGACUUAGCCUUGGGUUUUGAUAGGCAAAUCUUAUAUAUAUUCCGACCAUACAUAAGUAACUUCUUUAGUAGUAUUUGCAAACAUGAAAUUAACGACUCACUGUUUGAUUAUUUAGAUAUCUUCGAGCAGUAGCAUAUCGUUGGAUAGUCAGAUGAUAUUUGGCAUGCUGGGAUGGGAGAAUUGCAGACCACUUCCAGCAUGCAUAGUAAAUGCAUAAAAACUGACUGCACUGCUUUAUAGGGUUACAGUAGAUAUAGUACAGAUGCAAACAAGAUUGCGUGCGAGUGCUGGUGUGAGUUUCGUCACGUCGGUAGACGCGCUAUCAGCCUGUCGCGCAAAACAUGCACGCGUUUCUUGCCGAGGUUUUCUAGAGGCUCAAAUUCUGGUCUAUUUCGUGUACAAAAACACGCAACUACAUGUAAUAGAUUCUCAAUGUGAACUUAACGAACGGUUGUGAGUGAAAGAAUAUAAUGAAGUACUGAAGUAGAGCCCAUCAUUAGAAGCAGCUAUAUUAAGUAAAGUCCUUUUACCCUAUCGCAUUUUACCAUGCUAUAUAUAUAUAUAUAUAUAUAUAUAUAUAUAUAUGCAAUUCAAAAUUUGUUAGUUUUGGAAUGGUCCAUACUCAUGCUAUGGUAUGUCAUGUCAGUAAAUGUAGAUAUUAAGUAUUCAUUUCCAUGUUAUGCUUACACUAGUUUGCCAUAAUUAAUAUCAGCUAUAGCCUAAGCCUAUCUACAUAAUAUGCGGUCUGAAACCUACAACGUAGUAGAUAUAGUCCCUUGUCUCAUCGAAUUUGCAUUUUAAUUUUCGGCCGCUUAUACGCUACAACUCGGCAUGCUGUAAUUAUAUUGUAUCUAUAGAUUGAAAGCGAAGUCUACAGAAAGUGGAUUCGUUUCAAUUUUCUUCAAAUCUCUCAAAAAACCCAAUUCUUACCCAGACGAAGCUAUAAUUUUCAUAAUGUUUACCGAUUGAAAGGUCGCACUGUGUCAUACUGCAUACGUCACUGACCGCGCGAUGGAAUGUCAGGAAUUUCGCCAGUAGAUAGUCGAAAAAGCGAACUUUAAUCGUAAAAUUAACAAACUUCUGGUUCGAAUUUUUCAACAAGGUUUGUAUUUUUAUGAUCGGAAAAGACCAAAUUUUCAGAAAAUGCAAAAAACCCGAUAUCGAAAUUUUCAUUUCAUAUACACUUUAAAAGCAAUCAGAUGCCGAGGGUUUUACGGUUCAUAAUGUAUAUUUCUUCCAGCAGAGAUUUUUAAGCUUCGAAACGUGACAAAAAACAUUACUUUUUCGAUUAUAUGUGCUUUAUAAACAAAAAAAACGCCGAUCAACACGAUAUGUUAAUUUAACCAGAUAGAUUUGCAAGUGCUUUUGAUCCAACCAACAUGCAUGUGCAGUACAUAAACUUAGAGUUUUGGAGAAGGCUUAGUGAAAAAAUACAUUAGACAAAUUAAUUGUCCAUCUUCUGCUCUUGCUAACUGUAUAGUUCGUAUUAAAUAACCUUAUAUCGUGCUUUGGGGCGAAUAUCUACCUCUGGUCUCACCUUACGCGGAACGGUUAACCAUAGUUAACCGUGAUGGUUAACCAUGCACCGACAAUGACGAGAAAUGUUAUGUUUGCUGGCAUACUUGUGUAGACAUUGUAGUAUUUUUGACAUUUGCAGAAAAUGCAGGAUUGUAUCAGAGAAGAUCAAGUUAUCACAACUGCGAAUUGUGCAGAAAAAGGAUGUUCAGCUACGGUUAACCGCUUGUUUCAAAAGCUAUUAAAGACAUCAAAUAUUUAUCAAUAUUAUGGUUAACCGUGCUUAAAAGCCCAAAUAAGCAAAUGGUAACCAUAAUUACGAUGUAAACAUUUAAAAGGAAGUUCAUUCAUGUCUAACAAAUAGAAAAGUACAAAAUCUAUCGUCCCAAAGCGUUGCCUGCAAUAACAAAUUCUAUCGUCUGCAAUAACAAAAUCUAUCGUCCCAAAGCGUUGCCUGCAAUAAUUAACCGUCCGGUUAAGCGUUGCAUUGUUAAUUACUGAGGCAUAAGCAAAUUACAUUCAAGCGUUCCUGCUGAUAUUUUACUACACAGUCAUUUACGUUACGCUAUUCAAGCUAAUAAUCUGCUACUAGGUUGAAAAUGUUUAUUUUGCGUAUUUUAAUUGUUACAAACUCACCUUACAAGUUUAGUAUACAACGUAGUACAAAAAGGCAACGGAAUUACGACAAAAUAUUAAUAUGACCUAUACUGCAAAUUACCAGCGGUUUUGGACUUCUAUGUCAGUUUUGUCGGUAAAUUACGCUUAAAGUCGCUAAUACAAAGUUACCAUUAAAUACGUUUCAAAACACAAAAUAUGUGCGAUUGCCGUGCACCCUGUACGUCAAGGGUAGAAGUUUUAUUGCGCAUCAUUUACAUUAGACUACAAUUGCUACUCGCGCGAAGUGAUUGCGACAAUCCAUAUCGCGUAUCAUCUGUUUAUCUAACCCUACGGGAAUAUACCAGAGAGCAACCCAUUUUUAAAUCUAUGAAACGCCGUUCGACCUAAAAUAAUCUAAUGCUCGGUAGAUAUAUUCCGGCAAUAAGUAACAAAUAUAGGCCAAAUUAAAAAACACUUACUAGUUUAAGGUCGUGCUCAGACAAUCGUGGACAUAACUUGUUAAUAAAAUUUUAAUUUGCCUCUGUGAGAGUUUAAAUUGUAGUUUAAUUCCUUAGUUUGUCUAAAACAUCCCCCCCUCCCCCAACACAAUGUUGUUGAACAAGGUUUAAAAUGAGAGGAAAAUCAUACCAACAUUGAUUGGGGGAGUGGGGGGGGGGGGAUAUAUGAAGUUAUUUGAUUGUAUUUUCCUAAAUUGUCGAUCAUUUUAUUAACACAUUUGUCCAUGAUUCCAGCUAAAUACAGUUUGUUUAGUUCAGGUUCGUUUAAGACCGAUCAGAGAGCGCGGGGGGGGGGGGUAAUACCAACAUAUUUGCAUUCCAUAAAGGUAAAAUCGCUCAUUAAAUUCGAAAUACAGAAGGUUUGUCGAGUCUCGCACCAUUCCCAGUAUUGGUUUGAAGUUGUUUCAUAUUUUUGUUUGCCCAAUUAGAAAGCUUCGUACACAAUUAAAAAAAUCUAUAGGUUAGGCAUUCGAACCAAUCAACUUGUCCUACUCUCCUACAUGUUAACAUUAAUAUGAUCGAUCAACAAACAUGCAUUUGAAUUAUGUUCAAAUAUCACAAAAAUGCUUCUUGAGAUAAUAUGUUGUCACUCCAAGCCAUUUCACUCCAUCCCUUUUCAAAAAAGGAUAUUUUUGUUCCCUCUACUAGCUCUCCCUUCUCCCCCACCGCCACUUUUAAACAGACUCAGAAAACUGGUUAAGUGGACUAAUUAAAUUCAGGAUCCAAUCGCCUUCCAUAAUUAAUUUGGAGUAUAGGUCUAAGAUACAAUCUAAUUUUCUGUUGAUAUUUUUUCAGUUAUAUUUAUAACAUUUGCAACAAUUACCUGACAUGAACAAUUUUAACCACGCACUUCAGUGGAGAGAACUACAGGUCUGUGCGCACUGCAGUAACAGAUAGACAAUCAGGACAUGACCAGAAUUCAUGAGUUGCUUCCAAAAUUCACUCCGAUAUCUACAAUUAUAGGAAAUGUUUUGCGUGACUACGUUAGUUUAAAAAACUCAGGGGCGAAUCCAGCAUUCUGGCAUUACUUUUUUUAUUAAUUUAGUGAUUGAGAAGUACAUGUUUUUGAUAGUAUUUUAGUUAAUACUCAUACUGUUCAAAGAAUAAUUGGAAUGCAAAUGAUUGCUCAAAUACUUUUCGGAAAUAUAAAGCCCGUUUGCACCUUUUUAUUUUUAAUUUUAUUAAAUUCAUUCAUUCCCGAGCCAACGGCGCGGAGCGCCAUUCCGGGCGUAAGCCCGGGGCGAGGGUACUAAUUCCGUCAGGCUAUUUACAUCCGGGGAAAGGAACGCACUACCGAAGUCUAAAGUUCAUCAAAUAUCGCGGGCGGAUGGUGUACGGGUGGUCAUCUCACUGAUCUCAAGAUAUGCAUCGCUGUUUUUGCCAGGAAUGAAGAAGGGGAAAACUGAUAUAAAAAUCAUGUAAGAAAGCUUGGAAAAUCGUUCCUCAAAACAAAUUGUAAAACAUUUUUUCAAUUUUUAAACGUAAACAUUGAUAAGAAUUGAUUUAGCAUGAGAAAUCCUAAAGUAUAGGGCAAGUUUGAAUAAAUUGUUUAUGCAUGUAUUCCUUUGUAUUUAAUAUUAUAGACUUUGUUCUUGUUGCUCAAAUCUUUCCUACGCAUUGUAUGCGAAAGUUUCUUUAGUUGACUUAACGUUUAACUUAACGUUGACUUAACGUUGACUUGACUUAACGUUGACUUGACUUAACGUUGACUUAACGAUAAAAAGGAAAGCAAAUUAUUUUCAUUAGCGUCGUGUAGGAAUUAAAUUUAUUUCAUUUCAGAUGCGAGUAAUAAGUUGAACCUCAAGUUGAAGAGUUUAAUAUCGGCAAAAAGCAGUUGAUUUAAAUUCACAUUUAAAAACGUUUUACGUAGAGUUUCGUUUUGAAUUUUACAUUAAAAUAAAGUCCAUGGAAAAAAACAAAAUAAUAUACCUACAUUAAAUAUUUUAGAAAUUGAUAGUUCUGUAUUUCAUAUAUUGUUUACAGGUUUGUACAAAAAAAUUAAAAAAACAAUUACCGUGUGGCCUGAUUACACGGCUAAAAACGCACAGGUUGUUCCAAGUUGACAUCGACAGGCGUGAGCAAUGUUGUGCGGCCAACUAUAAACAAGUUGUCAACCAUGUUGUUCCAAGUUGCUACAGUUGAACAAUGCUGUAACAACAUGUUGACAAUACUGUUCACAGUGGGCCGCACAACGCCUGUUGAUAUUCAACCUGGAACAAGUUGUUGAUUUUCUCAAUUUUUACGCGUGUAACAUGACGUGACGAACGCGAACCUGCGUUCAGUGCUGGCGUAAUUACGAAUACUUCAUGUUGAAACAAUGUUUGGGGAAUGAUGGUUAGGGGUUUUUGCAUGCAUAUAUUUCUAGCAUAUAAAGAAUGGAGCUAGCCCACGCUUGUCGAGAUUAUGAUCGGCAGCUUUUAAUUAAAGAUGAUACUAAGAUACCCCGCGGUUCCCUCUUACACGGGUACCGGCAUCGUAUACGUGUCUUUUAUUUUAGUGCCUUUCAUGUACUGAUGUCUGUGGAAAUUUUCCAUACUUUCUACGGCUGUUUGUGGAAUAGCACUUUUUCAAUCAUUGGCAAGCCGCUAGUAUACAAUUGGGGAGCAUUCUAUAAGAAAGUAAUUAAAGUUACUUAUAUAGUUAGUGGAAAAGUUUACCGCAAUCAGAAUUGUGAUGAUAUAAGAGAGUUAACUAACAAUUUAACUACGAAACGGACGGUUAAAAAGUAGUUAAAUGUUUGUCUUUAAAUAUCACUGAAUUGUUACAGCAUCAAGCUACCCGAAAACUAUAGCGAGGUCUUUGAUGUUUCGAGCGAAAAACCUUCCUCUUUAAAAGUCUAAUGCUAUACCUCUAGCUUUUUAUUUUAAAGGUAUAGUUUCCUCCUGUACCUAAGUUAUUCCAUGUAAUUACAUUGACUAAAUACUUACCUAUAUCUUGACUCACCUAUUUCUAGUAUUCUGUUCAAAAUGCUUAACCUCUUUUUCUAAGGGUCAUGCAUUUAAUUUAGCUACAUUAGGCCUAUAAUCGUUAAUUUAUUAAUGGUCCUUGAAUACAUAAAUAGUAACUACUGGGCCAAUUUUAAAGCAUGAAUACUUAUAAUGAGAAGAGUUUUUCAAAUGUGUCAAAUUAUCCACCUAUCGUAUUGUUAGGUGUCUAAAUUAGUUUAACUAUCAAGCCAAUUAAUGUAUUUUCCUGUGUGGUUUGAAAGAUAUAGCCUUCCGCACCUCUUGUAAUGCGUUUUAUAACCUUUCAUGAGCUAGAUAAUGAGAUGCGAGGUCAUUGUAUUUGCGUGACCUCUUUAGCUAUUCACCAUCAAUUUUCAGACGAAAGACCAGCCACAGAUGACCAUUUUCUAUCUAUAGAUAUUACGCGUCCUUACCCAACAAUAGAAAAAACUAUAAGAACCUCUUCUAACAUGCCACGUUAUGGAUAAGCAAUGCCACAGUGGAUUCGUGGUGGUCACAUGAAUAUGGCUGCGAGGGAUGCAUUAUUCACUGCCAGUUUUCAGAUAAGUGCGAGUAGUAUAGUUUCCUUUGUUGUCGCGAAAAAACUCCACCACACACCGUCGUCGUCGUCGUCGUCGUCGCCGCCAUCGUCGUCGUCGUCGUCAACAACAUCAUCAACAUAAUCAAUAUCAAUAUCAACAUCAUCGUCAUCAUAUAUUAAUUACCUCCGCUCCACUCCACUUUCCACCGCCACACUCCACCACCACACUCCACCACCACACUCCACCACCACACUCCACCACCACACUCCACCACCACACUCCACCACCACACUCCACCACCACACUCCACCACCACACUCCACCACCACACUCCACCACCACACUCCACCACCACACUCCACCACCACACACAUGUUAAUGAUGAUGCGCCACCACACUUCACCGCACUCCACCACACUCUACCACACUCCACCACACUCCACCACACUACACCACACUUCACCACACUUCACCACACUCCACCACACUCCACCACACUCCACCACAUUCCACCACACUCCACCACAAAAAAGGGGUCGGCCGAACGGCCUGUAUAUAUAUAUAUAUAUAUAUAUAUAUAUAUAUAUAUAUAUAUAUAUAUAUAUAUAUAUAUUACUACUUCUGCAUUUUCAGUAUAUUUGCAUACAGGUUAGUUUGUGCGGAAUUUGUUUAUUUAACUCUAUAUAAGAAAACCGCACUAUUGUCACCAGAAAAAAACGAAAAUGCAGGCAAACACUAUACACAUUAUAUUUCAACCAGCAAUCGAAGCAAAUUGCAAACCACCUACCAAUAUUCUCUGAUUUUGCGAUUUAAAGCAUCGCGUAAUCACGACUGGGUAAUUAAUUAAACAAACACACCGCUAUUGGUUAGUUGGGCGAAAAAACAAUGACACGUAUUUUUUGCAUAAAUCAAAACAAAAAAUAGAUAAUGUGCUCUAUAAUGUUUGCAUCGAGUUUCCUAACCUUCUUAUUCUAUUAAGUAUGUUUUGGGCACACCUCUGAUCAGUGGCUGAAGAGCUUUACUUGUCAUAUCAUGCAUUUAAUGUAGCUGGCGUAACGUAGACCAAAACUUGAAGACCUGGUCCAUUAAUCCAUUCUAAUCAUCAAUUUAUUAAUCGAACUCAGCGCAUAACAGUUAUUGCUGCAUGCAUGUAUUUCUAGUUCGUAUCACGAAGCUAGAAAAAUGGUCCGCGAUAAGGGAGCAUUCACAGUUUAUGGUUUAUGUGGUUGGGGGCUAUGAGCAUUUUGCGUUUUGAAGAUAUAUUUAACACCUGAUCUACUUAUUGAUAUAUACCAAUUUUCAUGACUUCUCCAAUGAUAAUAUAUAUUCAAGAAAUGUGUCCUUUCAUUAUAUAUAGAUGUUCAAAGACCAAGAACUGCACAUUAAUUUUGGUUGUAUGUUUUGUAGUAUAGGUGGUGUUCAAAUGUUAACACAUAGCUUAAUUUUUAUAUAAUAUUAAAGUUUAAAAAUCGAAAAUGGUAGUAAAUCUCCUUGUGAGAAGAAAUGAAAUCUUCCAUAAGAUUUUUAAUAAAAUUUCGCAACUAGAUUGAGCUUUCUCUUGACAAGUAAAAUAAUCAGGCUGUACCCAAGAAAAUUGGCUGCUACACUAGUCAAAAGUAGUCAAAUUAACUGUCCUCAUACCAAUCCAUCAGCCCCUUCCACCUUGAUUUAUCCAAUAAAAACUUAAUUAACCCUAUUGUCAUGCACAUGAUAUUUGAAAUAAUAGUAACAGAAAAACGAUUUUGGGCAACGUAUCUUCUGUGCAUUUGAAAGGAAGUGCAGAACAAAAGUUGCGGAACCUCAAAACUCGUAAGGCCCCUAUCAAGCGCGUAGGCACCAAGCGUACGCCGCUUUUGCAAUGGGUCAAAUCCGGCAUCGAAAACUUGUUGCCAGACGGACGUGUGUGAUGUGAAUAUUUUUCACUCGUCGAAUAAAUUUAUAGCGUUAUAUAUAUUCUAUAUAUUUACAGACUUGUACAUGCAUGGGCCGGAUUUUCAUAUUCCUGACCAAGGCUCACAAAGCUGCCAUUUGAACUCUAGGUUUUUAAUUAAAUGAAAAUGGAGGUUGAAACGUUUAAGAUGAAUAGAACGAAAGAAAUUGAAUGUAUUAAAAAAAGGGUUAUAUCACUUUUACCAGAAUUCACUUUUUUCACAUUUACAUUUGGAUAUACACUCGUUAAGUUUUAGCAUGUUAACCAGGGACGUUUGUUAUAAUUAGGUGCGUCUGAUUGAAAAACUACUAUGCUAGCUAAUACCUGUACUAUGCAGAAUUUUGACAUUUUGUCCGACCGCGAAACCAAUAAGUAGCUGAAAAGAUCACGUACGAAACGACCGUUUAUACUGCUUCCAUUAAUUGGUUAAUGAAUAUCUGUUUGCAUCAUAUCAGUUGCGUAUGCCGCAAUAAUAGCGAAAACCAUAAUUGAUGUAAUUAUAAUAAUUGUUUUGGAAUAUUCAAAUUCAGAAAAGAAAACAAUCUAUUUCUAAAACUAUAGCUUGCUAAAAAGCAAUCGACAUAUGGCAAUUGUGUAUGUAGAACAAAUUUUGUAUGAGAUAUUUUUGGUUUUCUGACGACCGCCAUGAUAGCACUGACGAUACACUAAGGCCAAGUAAAAAAAAUUCCCUGUUUCUCCUCACCGCCCGCAUUAGGAAAUAGCCGCCGCAUUUGUAUUUUUUUUUUAUAAAUAACAAUUACAUGAAAUAUUUAGCGGUGGGUGGUCAGCAGUGUAAUAUUUUAUACAACCUCAUGUUGUUUUUUAUAAAUACUGUAUUUUAAAUAAAUAUACAUGGACAUGGCAUGGUAGAAUAGGGAUUUUUAUUAAACAAUUCUUAAUUAUUAUUAUUAUUAUUAUUAUUUUAUCGAUCAAAUAACGAUGCGUAUAAACGACUGGAAUAGCGGUUCGGAAAAUCAACAUGUUUCCCUAAAAGCUGUUUUUGUACUUCUCGCCGUUGGGCUUCAAAAGCCAAACCCGAAGUCUAAGGCAAAGGACCAUCAAGAUGCCUUGUCAAAGCGACUUGCACUUUGGAAGGACGGUGAGAUCAGUAAGCUAAUACGUGAGGGACGAAUCGUACAAAGUCGUAUUGGAAAAUUUAAAGGAUCAAACCACCCCGAUAAAGCUAAAGUCUUUGCUAAGCUUGUGCUAGAAGGUCAAAUCAACUCAGCCCUUCGCUUCCUGAGUGAAACCUCAAAUGGCGGCAUGUUAACGUUAACUGACGAUGUAAUGACGCAAUUAAAACAGAAGCAUCCUGUGCCACAACCAGCAAACUCGGAUCGGUAUUAUUUGGCCCGCUCAAUGACGAGAUACCCGAAUAUAUUUACUCACAGAUCAAUGGUGAGAUGGUUAGACAAGCCGCUUUGAGAACAAAGGGAUCCGGAUGCUCGUCUGGUGUUGAUGCUAACGGCUUUAGAAGAAUGUUGGCAUGUAAGUCCUUUAAGCAAUCAUCUACAAGACUGUGCGAAGCUAUAGCCAGAAUGACCAAGACUUUGUGCACACAAUAUAUCGAUCCUACUACUAAUAAAGCAUUGAUUGCUAGUCGUUUAAUUCCCCUAGACAAAGGCGAAGGUGCGGUAAGACCUAUCGGAGUAGGAGAGGUAAUAAGGAGGAUAAGUGCAAAAUGUGUUAUGAGCUUUGCAAAGAAGGAUGUUGUGGAAGCAAGUGGAUCGUUACAAUUAUGCGCUGGGCAAAAGUCUGGAAGUGAGGCUGCAAUACAUGCAAUGAACACCCUGUUUGAAGCUGAUGACAUUGAUGCUGUUUUACUUAUCGAUGCUUCCAAUGCAUUCAAUGCACUCAACAGAACUGUGGCUCUGCAUAACAUCCGUGUGUUAUGUCCGAUAAUCGCUGCCUACGCUAUAAACACCUACAGACAGCCAGCUCGGCUGUUUAUUGUUGGCGGCAAAGAGAUUGCGUCAGCAGAAGGAACCACACAAGGAGAUCCUUUGGCAAUGGCCUUUUAUGCGAUAAGUACCCUGCCUUUGAUCACGAGUCUACAGGCCGCAUCUACCGUGAAGCAGUGUUGGUUCGCAGACGAUGCGAGUGGAGCUGGUCGUGUGACACAAAUCAAAGAUUGGUGGGAUGCAUUGAAUACUGUUGGUCCAAACUUGGGAUAUUUUCCGAAAGACGAGAAAUGCUGGAUUAUUGUUAAGCCCGAAAAGGAAGAAAGUUUGAGAGAAGUCUUCCAUGGAACGGAUAUCAAUAUAACAGUGCAUGGGCAGAAACAUCUGGGAGCAGCGCUAAGUUCACGAGAGUAUCUGGAGGAAUAUGUUAAUGAGAAGAUCUCUAAUUGGGUCAACGAAGUGACAGAAUUAGCCGAAUUUGCACUGUCCCAACCACAAGCGUCCUAUGCCGCAUACACAUUUGGUUUGAAACAUCGUUGGACCUACUUCCUAAAAACCCUGCCAGACAUCCAGGACCUACUAUAGCCACUCGAAAAGGCAAUAUCGCAGAUUCUCAUCCCCGCUAUCACAGAUCACCAGUGCAAUCCACUCGAUCGGGACAUUCUAGCACUUCCAGCACGUCUGGGUGGCCUGGGCUUGGAAAAUCCAAGUCAUGAGGCAGAACGUCAGUAUGUGUCGUCAAAAGGAGUGACAGCACCCCUUGUUGAUCAGAUUGUAGCGCAGUUCCAUCAGCUACCCAACGAGUCGCAUAUAAAAUCAGCGCAACAAGCCGUUAGAAAAGAAAGAGUGCAAGAGUGGCAGGAGAGGGCAGAACGUAUUAGAGAGAGUGCACCACCAAGAAUUCAGCGUAUAUUAGAUGUGGCUUCGGAAAAAGGAUCAUCUGUGUGGCUCACAGCACUUCCCCUAAAAGAGCAGGGAUUCAACUUGAAUAGGAGAGAAUUUCGGGACGCCGUAAAGCUGCGCUAUGAUUGGCCAAUCGACGACAUCCCCUCAAUAUGUGUAUGUGGGGAUACCUUCACGGUCGACCAUGCCAUGAUCUGCAAACGUGGAGGCUUUGUAAUUAUGCGCCACAAUGAGUUAAGAGAUCUGGAAGCGGAACUCCUCAACAUUGUCUGUAGUGAAGUCCAAGUUGAGCCUGUCCUACAAGACAUCUCGGGAGAGCAACUAAAUGGAGGCCCCAACAGAGCACCUGAUGCUAGACUGGACAUUCGUGCGCGUGGGUUCUGGGAAAGUCAACGAUCAGCCUUUUUUGAUGUAAAGGUUUGUCAUCCCAAUGCUGAUUCGUACAAGGACCUGGAGCUACGCCAAGUCUACAAGAUACACGAAAACGAGAAGAAGCGCCUAUAUGCAAGGAGAGUCCUCGAAAUAGAGCAAGGAACAUUUACGCCACUCGUAUUCACCACCACAGGCGGUAUGGGCAAAGAAUGUGUGAGAUACCAUAGUCGAUUGGCAGAGUUGGUAGCCAUGAAGAAAGGCGAAGAUUAUGCGACAACUAUGAGUUGGAUAAGAGCCAGAACCUCAUUCGCUUUAUUGAGAUCGGCACUUACCUGCUUGAGGGGUUCAAGGGCAAGGAAAAUCAUGUAUGAUAUUAAGAACAUUGAUUUCAACAUUGAGAACGCCGAGAGUGUUAUCUCUCAAACAUUUAGACUGCACAUAUACACAGUUUAGUUGUUUAGUUAUUUAGCGGAAUAUCUUAGUUUAGUUAUUUAGCUACUUAGCGGUAAAUAUUUUAAUUAUGUAGCGGUAUAUGUUCCAGAGUUUGUUUUUAAAAUUUAACUGUGCAUAUCAACAAAAAUUUAGACACUUUUUUAAUUAUACCCAAAGAACAGAUUAUUUAAUAUAGUCAUUGAUAACAAAAGAAUUAUUGUAUAUAAUGAAAUGAUGAAUAAGAUUAUUAUUAUUAUUAUUAUUAUUAUUAUUAUUAUUAUUAUUAUUAUUAUUAUCAUUAUUGUUAUUAAUAUUAUUAUUAUUAUUAUUAUUAUUAUUAUUAUUAUUAUUAUUAUUAUUAUUAUUAUUAUUAUUAUUAUUAUUAUUAUUAUUAUUAUUAUUAUUAUUAUUAUUAUUAUUACUGUGGAAGUCAACUAAUAAUCAUACUAACAUUCAAUACGAUAGCUACAACUCAACUAACGAAGUUUUAAAAAAUUUCCAUUCUCAACAAGAAAAUAAACUUAGGAACCGUUUGAAAUGUCAAGGUUCCUUUUUCGAAAAUGUUUCUAAAUUCUCCCUAUCACAACUUAACGCAAUCUGGUCGGUAUCACAAUCAAAGCUACCAAAGAACAUUUUCAACUUUACAAUUCGCUAUAUAAAUAAUACCCUUCCUACCCGAAAGAACCUAAGUAGAUGGGAAAUUUCAUCAAGUUCUGACUUCUCGUUCUGCUUACACUCUGAAUCUCUUCUACACGUUGUUGCCGGUUGUCAACAUUACUUGGAACGAUUUAAUUGGAGACACGAUUGCAUACUAAAGUUUCUUGCAAAAACUUUUCAAAGUUUAAAAAAAUGCAAAUUACUUGUUGAUCUUCCUGGAUUUGAAAGCCCCUCGAUUAUUACGGGAGAUGAAUAUCGUCCUGAUUUACUUGUCUCCACUUCAGACAAACACCUCUACGUUGUUAAACUUACCGUAGGCAUUGAAUCAAACCUCACAAACAAUGUUAACCGCAAGAAAGCUAAAUAUAAAAACCUAAUUAGAGAACUGGAUCAAAACUUUACAUCUGUUAAAUUUAUAAAUCUGUCUGUCAGUUCGCUAGGGGUGUUUGACAAAGAAUGUCAUACAUUCGUAAAAAUGCUAAAUGAGUUAGGACUGGGUAAUCAACACCAACAAUAUUGUAUCAGAAAAAUUAUAUCUAUUGCCAUCCGAUCAACGUACUACAUAUUUUGCUGUAGAAAUAAAGAAUGGACUAAUCCCGAACUAAUGAACAUUUAAAGUAACUAUUUCUAUAAAUAAUCAACAAUUUUUGUAUAUAAAAUUAUAACCAUGCAUGUAUAAGUGAUUCAAGUAGUCAAUUGUAGGUUACCUCAAGAAGUGAGAUUUACAAUUGUAUAUAUCUAUAAAUGUUCUAUUAAUAAAGUUUUCAUUAUUAUAUUAGAUAGAUUUGCCUGGCUUUAUUACUCCGUCAGUUAUCACUGGUGAUCAGUUACGUCCAGACUUUCUCUUCGCAAUUGAAAAUAAAGUUUUAUAUGUUUUGGAACUGACUGUUGGCUUUGAAACAAAUCUUACCUCUAACUCAGAUCGAAAACAUAAAAUAUACCUGCCGCUUAUUUCAGAUCAAGAAAGUAACUAUGAUAAGGUAAAAUUUGUUAAUGUAUCCAUAAGCUUGCUAGGCGUUUUUGGUCAAUCGACGAACACCUUAACGGAUAUGCUCAAGGAACUGAAGUUCGAUAAACAACAAAUUAAAUACAUUAAAAAGAAAAUCAUUGCUAUUUGUAUUCGCGCAUCAUAUUAUGUAUUCUGUCAGCGAAACAAAGACUGGACUAGCCCAGAGCUUCUAAACUUUUGA